UCCAGGUUUGUGUGUGACUCGCACAGGACUGGGAGAGACUGACGGGGGUGACGUGCGAUUAUCGGGAAUUUUUCCCACUCCGUCGAUUUUUAGGAGCCCGCAAGUGUGUCAUUUUUCGACAGGCUCUGGCGUACAAAUUUUACGCCUUAAAUAUCCAUUUACUCUAGUCGGAUGCAAAGAAACGAGCGAUGAAAUCUGCGCGUGGACUGUAAAUACGGAUCCGGCUAGCUAGCAGGUUAGCCUGCCCAAUUAAGCUAGUUAGUGCGCUUAGCUAAUUAACUUUGCGGAUUUUGCAUCCCUAAAAUCAAAUGUUUGCACGGUAGUUCGUGUUAUAUGGACGCACGGUGUUUUUAAAAGCGCAGAUGGCUGUGGUCUGCCACCUGUCGCCGUGUGUUAGUUAGGGAUCCGGGCAUCUGAUGGACAGUGUUUCGGUGAGUCUGGGCACCGGGGCGGUUAACUUAGCGAGACAGCAGAGGACAGCACGGAUGUCGUGGCAAGCUCAUUUGUCCCUCAGGGACUCUAGUUGGUAGUCAUCUCGGAUUAUCAAACAGGGCUCGGGUAGGUCUGUUUGUGAGGGAAUUUUUUUGCGUGGAGUGAGGGAUUCACACACAGCUGGCCUGCGAUUCUCAACCAGCGUUUGGCCUGGUUUGAUAGACAGAUCUGUUUGUAUGAGCACGCCGGGGUUGUGUUUGUGUAGUUUUCUGUGUUGAUUCAUUGUUUGGAGUAAACCACAAGACAUCCUGGUUUUAGAUUGAGUGCAAGAAAAGUGCCAGGGCCCUAUCGUCACAUAUAGGCCCAUCAUUGGAGCUCACCGUAUAGGCGUUUCAUGCAUUAAAAGGCCUGGAUCGCUGCAUUUUCAAACAUCACGCUCCAUAAAUCUAUCCCGUUACUUUGUCUCAUUUGCGAAGAGAGGCAAACAGAAGAAGUGUGCCAGAUCAGGGUUGGGAUCUCCAAACGUUGCGGUGAUGACUCUGGAGUCCAUGAUGGCCUGUUGCAUGAGUGAAGAAGCGAAGGAGUCCAAGAGAAUCAACGCCGAGAUCGACAAACAACUCCGGAGAGACAAACGAGAUGCGAGACGAGAGCUUAAACUUCUGCUUCUGGGCACAGGCGAGAGCGGCAAAAGCACGUUCAUCAAACAGAUGCGCAUCAUUCACGGGACGGGCUACACCGACGAGGACAAACGUGGCUUUACCAAAUUAGUCUACCAGAACAUCUUCACUUCGAUGCAGGCCAUGAUCCGCGCAACCGAGCAUCUCAAAAUCCCGUUCAAAUACGAAGACAACAAGGCCAAUGCUCAGCUGGUGCGCGAGGUUGAUGUAGAGAAGAUUUCCUCCUUUGACCAGCCCUACAUCAGUGCAAUAAAGAUGCUAUGGACGGAUCCAGGCAUCCAGGAAGCCUACGACCGCAGGAGAGAGUAUCAGCUCUCUGAUUCCACUAAGUACUAUCUAAGUGAUUUGGAUCGUAUCGCAGACCCAUCGUAUCUGCCGACUCAGCAAGACGUGCUUAGGGUUCGCAUCCCAACCACAGGGAUUAUUGAAUAUCCCUUCGACUUGCAAAGCAUCAUUUUCAGGAUGGUGGAUGUUGGUGGACAGAGAUCUGAGCGCAGGAAGUGGAUCCACUGCUUCGAGAACGUCACGUCCAUCAUGUUCCUGGUUGCCUUGAGCGAAUAUGACCAGGUCCUUGUGGAGUCUGACAAUGAGAAUCGAAUGGAAGAGAGCAAAGCUCUGUUUCGCACAAUCAUCACGUACCCCUGGUUCCAGAACUCUUCAGUCAUUCUUUUCCUCAACAAAAAAGACUUGCUGGAGGAGAAGAUCAUGUACUCGCACCUGGUGGACUACUUUCCAGAGUUUGAUGGUCCGCAGAGGGACGCCCAGGCAGGCCGUGAGUUUAUCUUGAAAAUGUUCGUGGACCUCAACCCAGACAGCGACAAGAUCAUCUACUCGCACUUCACCUGCGCCACGGACACGGAAAACAUCCGCUUCGUCUUCGCGGCCGUCAAGGACACCAUCCUGCAGCACAACCUCAAAGAGUAUAACCUAGUGUGAGAGAGAGAGAGAGAAAGAGACACCUGCAGCCCACAUACGGCCGAAAGCACUACACACCUCUAUGUAUUACACAUGCAGAAACACACACGCGCAGGAAACGUAUCGCGAAUGUGCGGACACACCUUCACUCCAUUAGGCACUGGAUCUUCACGUUCAUAGCCCUUCAUAGCCGACUCUUUUUGGCGUACCCUAAGUUGAUAGCUUCAUCGUCCACUCCUCCUCAUUGGUCCGACUUGGUCAUACUGACUUGGUGAGGGCUGGGUCGCUUAUCUGGUGCCUAAUGAUAAAGAGCAUAAUAUGUUUGCUCAGUAGAUGGGCUGUAGGUGAGCUCUACCUGAGGUACAAACUUUACGGAUACGCUUUGGGUGGAGAUACGAGAGAGGGCGAGAUUCUCGCGAAAGGACAGAUCUAAACUUCACCUUUUAUCACUGAAUUUAACUAGGUGUCAGUUUUUUAAUCGAAUGCUACAACACUAGGAGGUGGGGGUGACUAAAUGAUUUGAUUUAAUACUAUGUUAGGGGUGAUGUAUAAAAUUAUAAGGUGUACUUUGAGAAAAGAUGGUGCACGUUUGACUUUAACCUUUUCCGUAAUGCUAGAAAGAUAAAUAACGAAAACCACAUCUUGGUUUUAGGUGUAAUUUUCUUUUGUUCAAACCUGUUUUUACAACUCUAACCAAGUUCUUGCUUCCCGAAAGUGUUUUAAAAAGUUUGCUCGCCACAAUACCUAGUUCAGUCCUAUAGUCACUAAAUUUCUUGUUUUGGAGGCGAACCAUUUCUUUUUACAUUCAAAUAUUUGCCAGUAUUGUGUGUGAUCAGUAAAGGGAUAAAGCUAGUAUUGAAAAAUAUAUAUCUAUAUAUUUACAGAAGUUUGUGAAAGAUCGUGAUUUUGUUUACAUGCUUUGUCACAAAUCACUUUUCAGUCUUUGGUCGUCGACCAAAAAAUGAAAUAAAAACCUUUCCCACCCAAGUUUCUGUGCAGUGCAACACGAAUGUUCACGUGAUGAUACAAAUAUGCUUGUUCGGCAAGGGUGCGUCACGGCGAAAUCGGUUAGUUUUUUAAUUUAUGUAAUUUAUGGACCAGAUAUAUAAAUAAUGUGGAAAAUCAAACUCGCUUUCCAUGUGACCGCACCACAGUGUAAGCGAGGAUUGAGUCUCUACUGCUGUAAAAAUGAAUCCAUCGCGAAGUGAUUUAUUUUUCGGUAUAUUUUGCGCAAUCGUCACGUUUUUUUCCUUGAAAUGCUUGAAAAUGGGAAGUCGAAAUUCCAUUUCAUGAACGUCGCUUUAUGCAAAUAGGAACUUGAGAAUUUGUCAGUGGUUGAAAUCUAGAUUGGCCUCCGCUUGCGUUUGUCAUUUGACAGUCGGCUUUCGGCUUCGUAGAACCAUAUCUUUGUUCUCGCUUGAUCUGCUUUUUGGAUUCAAUAGCUAACUUUUUUUUGGUCUUUAAAAUGUAAUUCAGGUGAGUUUUCAUACUUUCAUUACAAGGGCUAACUAUGGGCAAAGCUGACUGAAUGAGAAGACUCUAUGAAGAGCAAUAGGUACGCCGAAGUGAGAAUCAGGGACAGCGUGGUAAUGUCCGGGAGUUGCCGUCGCUGUAGGUUUAGCUUGCAAUGCAUCCAGGGAAUUGAAGUUUUUGAUUUUGUAGGCCCACUUGAAUGGAUAAAGUCGUCUUAGGAAAAUGUAUUACGCGUUGAUAAUUUCUAAAAGAAGUAAGCUAAGCUUUUGAAUGAAUUGUCUUCUCUGGAUUAAUGUUAGGUUAAUUGUGUUAGUCGAGGGCUAUAACCAUUUUCCUUGGUGGUAGAUGGUGUUUUCUUUCCACUAAUCUUGUCGCACUUUUUUGCCAUGGAUGGUCCAAAGUGGAUGAAUUGUGUAGGCCCAUUUGCUCAUCAGUUCAUUGCACGCCUGCGUUUUACUGUUUUUGCCCGAUGUAUAGCACACAUACGGAGUCGGUUUCGCUCUGUUUGUACCACUGCAAAAAAUAGUAAUUUGAGAAAUUUGAAUAGUUUUCGAAAUCGCUCAUGUAAAAACUUAUUAAAUAUGUGAACCACAAUGGUCACUUUGGUGAAUAAAUUUCAAUAAUUUGUAUUGCUUGUAAUUUGAAUGUAUUUUAGGAUGUGAUGAUUACUUGCUUAAGAAGUGUCGGGACUGUGCCCAACAUGGUAAUUCAUAAGUUUUUCCACAACCACAGCUGUACAUAUUUGCCAUUUUGUUGCAUUUUAAAUAACUCUCUUAGUCUACUUUACAUAUACAUAUAUAUAUAGAUAUAAUAUACGUUUAAAACUUUCAGUGCAUUUUACAAAUUGAAUUUGCCAAAUUGUCAGAACAUUUGUAUUCAUUAACCAGAACAAUCUUUAUGUGCCAGGCCAGUUAAGCUGCUUAAUUUUUUGGUUGUUUUAUCCAAACAUCUGAAAUUUGCAUCUGUAAGGUUUGCAUUUCUUUUCAACUGUGUUUACUUCGAUGGAACGGUACUGUCAGUAGUUUAAUGCCAACAAUUUCAAAGUUUUUCUUUGUAAUUAAAAGUAGUGGAAGUUUGUAAAUACAGGCUUUAUUUUAAAGGGCUACGCCUAAUCUUCACCUGAGAAACGUUUUUCUUUAUGCAGCCGAGAAACACUACAGCCAGUUGUUUUAAUUCCCAUUAAGUAUCGCAAAACAUCAGAAUAUGUUGUGCAAAUGGUUAAAAAUAGCUUUGAUAUUCACGAGCUGUCCAAACACGUACUGUUUUAAGGUGUUUAUGGUGAAGGUCAAUGUAUUUUUCCUCCCUGGGUCAAUGCACUGAACCGACUUUGCAGUAAUGGAACUAAAUCCACUUUAUGUGAUGUAUUAAAGUACAAACUUCAAACUUGUUCCUGGUACUCGGUGAGAUACAGAAACACUAAUGAAUAGAAAUGAUGCUUUAUCUUGAGGUCCACACUGAUGUGAUGGAUGUACACAAUAUGAAGCUUUUUCUUAUUUACUCUUUUUUUUCUGAUGUUGAUGCAUUACCUGAACACUUGUAUGUAGGACACUUUAAUAUAAUACAUUUGUUUUGAUAAAACAGGUUAAAAUAAACUUUUGUGUAGUGGUGUAUAAAAUCAAAGUAUUGUUUUACUUUGUAAUGUAUUUCUCGUUUGGUUGGUUGCUUUUUUUGUUUGUUUGUUUUUCUUUCUUUUUUUUAAAGCAUACCAAAUGUAAAUGAUGUACUAUAUUGAGUGUGCCAAUCCCUUUGAUUUGUAGAGCCAGACUCUUUACAAGUGCCAAUGUUGUGGAAAUCAUUUAAAAAGGACUUGUGUAUUUUAUGGUCCGGUUUUUAAAAACAAAUAAACAUUAAGUAUGUGAUUAUGGUAAAUACGCAACAGGAAAAGGACAAUUUUAUUCUGUAUUUAAGAUUAAAGGUGACAAACUGCUGUUUUUAAAAAGAAGUGACAUUUUAAUUGCAUGUCUUUGUUUUCAGUGGUGCGGGUCGGGUCGAGGAGAUACUGUAUUAACACGAAACCCUGCUGACAGGGAGCUUAAUUCUUCUUCAUUUACAGUAUUUUAGACAUAUUGCUCUUUUGUAUGUUUCAUUUCAACCACUGUUGCCUGAACCUCAUUCAUACAUGAAAAUGACUUUCAUAGCCUUCUCCUUUAAAGAAAAAAUAUCCAUUUUAAAUUGGAAUAAAAUUUGUUCCUAUA
Molecule: messenger RNA, 5692 nt
Organism: Paramisgurnus dabryanus
Lineage: Eukaryota; Metazoa; Chordata; Actinopteri; Cypriniformes; Cobitidae
Product: guanine nucleotide-binding protein G(q) subunit alpha
Biological process (GO): adenylate cyclase-modulating G protein-coupled receptor signaling pathway
Cellular component (GO): heterotrimeric G-protein complex; cytoplasm
Molecular function (GO): guanyl nucleotide binding; GTPase activator activity; G protein-coupled receptor binding
Source: RefSeq, a predicted model, not a curated record